AAUAACUGCCUAAUCUCCAUUUCUGCUAUCAAACACAUUCUAUUCUUCCAUGCGUGCGAAAAUCGAAACUAAUCGGUGCUUCAAAACAGGUUGACGCAUUCACUGAUUCGGCAUUCAAGGGUAAUCCGGCGGCGGUGUGCCUGCUGGAGGAGGAGAGGGAUGCAAGCGGUGGCGCGUGAGUUCAUCCUCUCCGAGGCCUGCUACUUAACUCGCCUCCCUGACUCAGCGGGUUUCACCCCCCUGCCGCUGAGAGAAUGCUUCCAUGAAGACAGCCCAAUAUGGUAGUGAAGGCCCAUUUAUCUAACAAGUUACUGAAAGCCCAUUUAUCAAUAAAAGGCCCAAAUAUUACUUUUCAUUAGAUCUUAAAGAUUUUAGCAUACGCGCCACUGCCGAAACCCUUCCCGUUCCGCAGAAGGCGCUCACUUAUUUUUGAACAAAACCCUAAAUCUCCGGCGACGUUUUACUCGCGACGAUGAAGCUCGUCAGGUUUUUGAUGAAAUUGAACAAUGAGACCGUGUCGAUUGAGCUAAAAAAUGGCACCGUUGUUCACGGCACAAUCAUUGGUGUUGAUAUCAGUAUGAAUACUCACUUAAAGACAGUAAAGCUUACUUUGAAGGGAAAGAAUCCUGUGACUAUGGAUCACCUGAGUGUUAGGGGUAAUAAUAUUCGCUAUUACAUCCUUCCCGAUAGCUUGAAUCUCGAGACGUUGCUUGUGGAAGAGACACCUCGGGUCAAGCCCAAGAAGCCUACUGCAGGAAGAGCUGUUGGACGUGGCAGAGGCCGUGGCCGUGGCCGCGGGCGUGGCAGAGGCCGCUAAGUAUUGUUCCCAUCAUCUAAACUUUUUGCUGGCCUUUUGUUAUGUAAACAUCUGUAUUAAUAACUGAACUAGCUAAAUGACUUGAAUAUGAUCGGCGCGUUGUUUACUGGUAAAGAUCAUUUCAAUAUUAAUGACCUUUGGCUUAAUUGAUCA
Messenger RNA from Salvia splendens (bonfire salvia), 970 nucleotides. Its product is annotated as small nuclear ribonucleoprotein SmD1a. Gene Ontology annotation, biological process: spliceosomal snRNP assembly; RNA processing. The record is from RefSeq and is a predicted model, not a curated record. NCBI's taxonomy places the organism in Eukaryota, Viridiplantae, Streptophyta, Magnoliopsida, Lamiales, Lamiaceae. Bases 473 to 817 code for a protein of 114 amino acids. The transcript is spliced from 5 exons. Gene Ontology annotation, molecular function: RNA binding.